Molecule: messenger RNA, 468 nt
Organism: Sclerotinia sclerotiorum 1980 UF-70
Lineage: Eukaryota; Fungi; Ascomycota; Leotiomycetes; Helotiales; Sclerotiniaceae
Exons: 2
Coding region: 1-468 (155 amino acids)
Source: RefSeq, a predicted model, not a curated record
AUGCAUUUCUCCAUGAUUGCUUCUAUCCCCCUCCUCUUCCUCUCUGCUCUCACUUCGGCCGCUCCAACUGCCGCUCCAGCAGCCAUGGAAGCCAGCGCCUCAAGCUCGACUCAAAUCUACUACCUCGUCAACUGCUUCAACAACAAGAGCUUCGCUGCCUACGCCGAGGCUGACUACUACCCAGAGAAGUCUUUGUCUCUUGCCGGUCAAACACCUACCAAGACAGCUAUCUUCAACCCUACCGGUUCUAUCGACUUUGAGGAUGGAACUUGGACUGUCGACACCCCAUUCAAGUUGACUGCUGUCAUCGGCGAAGAUUCUUACACCGCCAAGGCCGGUACCGUUGUUGGUUCCGCUACCGUCAGCACAUCCAGCUCUAAGUUGUCUUGUGUUCGUCUUGAAAGAUUCGUCUUGUAUUCGCCAAGUGCUGAAGAGCAAUGCUACACCGAUUAUGCUUGCCAGGCUUAG